This is a messenger RNA of Hemibagrus wyckioides, 3418 nucleotides long. RefSeq names its product double PHD fingers 3 (gene dpf3). Gene Ontology annotation, cellular component: nBAF complex. NCBI's taxonomy places the organism in Eukaryota, Metazoa, Chordata, Actinopteri, Siluriformes, Bagridae. The record is from RefSeq and is a predicted model, not a curated record. The transcript is spliced from 12 exons. Gene Ontology annotation, biological process: nervous system development. Bases 67 to 1239 code for a protein of 390 amino acids.
UUUUUUCCUAAAGUCCCCCCCAAAAAAAGUCUAAGAUUUGGGUUUAUUGGGUUACAGUGUGGCAACAUGGCGACUGUCAUUCACAAUCCACUUAAAGCUCUCGGAGAUCAGUUCUAUAAGGAGGCCAUCGAGCACUGUCGCAGCUACAACACCCGCCUGUGUGCCGAGCGCAGCAUCCGAAUGCCCUUCCUGGACUCGCAGACGGGCGUGGCUCAGAACAACUGCUACAUCUGGAUGGAGAAGCGACACAGGGGGCCAGGACUGGCUGCGGGUCAGAUGUACACCUACCCCGCCCGCUGUUGGAGAAAGAAGAGGCGACUGCAUCCACCAAUCGACCCUCAGCUCAGACUGUGUGAACUCAGGCUUGAAGCCGAGCUGAAGAGAGAGACUCCCCCAGCCGAGGCCAUGGCUCUGGAGGCUCUGAUUAGAGGAGACACUCUUUUGGACAAAAGAAGCAGCAGCUCCAAGGAAGAAGAAACCCUGCUGGAGAUUCAGAGGGUGCUGGAGGCUGAGGAAAAUGGAGACGGUUUCCAUGACGACGAUGAGUUCGAAGUGGAGACGCCGAAGAGGAAACAGAGAAAUAAAGGCAGGGGUCGAGGUUCAAGCCGUAGGAAGACGGAGACAGUGACGGGGGACGAUCAGGACAAACCCUACGUGUGUGACAACAGAUACAAAUUAAAGCAUAACUCAAAAAGUGCUGACUCAGUUUGUGGUAAGCGUUAUAAGAACCGGCCCGGUCUGAGCUACCACUACACCCACACACACCUGGCUGAGGAGGAAGGAGAGGAGGAGAGAGAACCUGAGAUCCCUCAAUCACCACCGGAAAAUAAGACUCAAAACCACAAGUUGCAGAAGGGACCUGACAGUGGAGUCAUCGCUAAUGAUUACUGUGACUUCUGUCUCGGGGACUCGGGCUCUAACAGGAAGACUGGCCAAGCCGAGGAGCUGGUGUCAUGUUCGGACUGUGGACGCUCAGGUCAUCCGACGUGUCUCCAGUUCACAGAGAACAUGAUGGCGGCGGUCAGGACGUACCAGUGGCAGUGUAUCGAGUGUAAAUCCUGCAGCUUGUGUGGAACCUCUGAGAACGACGAUCAGCUCCUGUUCUGUGAUGACUGUGAUCGGGGAUAUCACAUGUACUGCCUCAAACCUCCCAUGACUCAGCCACCUGAAGGAAGUUGGAGCUGCCAUCUUUGUUUGGACUUACUGAAGGACAAAGCGUCUGCUUUUGGAGAAGCGUAAAGAGCGUCCUCCUUCAUCACACACACACACACAUCCUCCAUCAUCUUAUCUCUACACCACACAUCACACACACAUAUCACACACACACACACACACACACUCAUCCCACACACACAUAUCUCACACACUACCCACACUCAUCAUACACUCACACAUACUACACACUGAUCCCACACACACACACACUCAUCCCACACACACAUAUCUCACACACUACCCACACUCAUCACACACUCUUCAAACACACACAUACACACACUCAUCCCACAGACACACUACACACUCAUCACACUCAGCCAACACACACACUACACACUCAUUACACACACACACAUGCACUCAACCCACACACACUACACACUCAUUACACACACACACAUGCACUCAACCCACACGCACUACACACUUAACACACACACAUACUCAACCCACACUACGCACUCAUCCCACACACACUCGUCCCACACACACUCAUCCCACACACUACACACUCGCCCAACCCCCCCCCACACACACACACUCAUCCCACACACACACAUCUCACACACACAUGCACUACACACUCAUCACACACAAACACUUAUCACACACACACACACCAAAGACAACGAUCCCACACACACAAACAGCACACACACACCACAUCACCAUCCUCCACUGUCUUCCAUCAUCUCAUCUCUACACACACACACACACACACACACACACGUCCUGCAGAAGUCUACCUCACAACUCCAAAAUAAAUAAAUAAAGAGCUCCAGAGGUCAGGAGAAACCAGAAGGAAAUCCAGCUGCACAGAUCUCCACACUCAGAUCUCAGAGAACAUCUGCUUUAAAUCAUUUCACACUAAAAAGAUCCAAAUUAUUAUUUUUAAAUCAUUGUAUUUUAAUGCACUCGAUUUUUAUAUAUAUAUAUAUUUCGAGAACUGUCAUUUUAAAGACGCUUCAGUUUCACAACACACUGAACUCACCUCACAUCUGUUCAUUAGCCUUAAACUCCGCCCACUUUAAAAAAAAAAACUUAUUAAAAAACCAACCGGUGAUUUAUUUCAACUAAACCUCAGUGUUAAAGGCAGAAAUAUUACAAACCGCCCCUUUAAAUUCUAUACACACUUUAAACACACUAUAUUGCCAAAAGUUUUGGGACACCUGCCUUUACAUGCACAUGAAUGUAAUAUGGAGUUGUCCCGCCCUUUGCAGCUAUAACAGCUUCAACUCUUCUGGGAAGGCUUUCCACAAGGUUUAGGAGUGUGUUUAUGGGAAUUUUUGACCAUUCCUCUAGAAGCACAUUUGUGAGGUCAGGCACUGAUGUAAGAUGAGAAGGUCUGGCUCUCAGUCUCCACUCUAAUUCAUCCCAAAGGUGUUCUAUGGGGUUGAGGUCAGGACUCUGUGCAGGCCAGUCAAGUUCCUCCACACCAAACUCACUCAUCCAUGUCUUUAUGGACCUUGCUUUGGUCACUGGUGUGCAGUCAUGUUGGAACAGGAAGGGGUCAUCCCCAAACUGUUCCCACAAAGAGCAUGAAAUUGUCCAAAAUGUCUUGGUAUGAAGCUGAAGCAUUAAGAGUUCCUUUCACUGGAACUAAGGGGCCGAGUCCAACCCCUGAAAAACAACACCUGAACUCAAUGAUAUGGAGGGGUGUCCCAAAACUUUUGGCAGUAUAGUGUCUCAUAAUAGAUAUCUCAAAAUCUAGCAGAUUUGGAUUUCAGACAUGAUUAAAGUUGUUGUAUUGUUGUUUAGUGUGUAGAUUAGUGAUAAUGUUCCCCCUGCUCUUUUCUCUUCCCUCAUCAUGUAUAUAUAUAUAUAUCUAUAUUAGCGUCUGGCUUUGUGUCCGGAUUUCUUCUCGCUCCUCGUCUCCUCUCCUUCCUGCUCCGUUUUCUAUAAUGCAUUAGAAGCUCUAUUUUCAGAGCCGAUUCAUCAAGAGCGCUCUUCACAUCUGCUGAAUAUUUUAUUUCUUCCUGGCAAAAGACUCCAACAGACAAUGCAGUUUGAAAGUUUUUCAAAAUGGCCGACUUGAGAAGCAGACACUAUGUUAGUAGAGAUUUUUUUAUAAACAAUUUCCUGUUUUUUUCCCUUCUUUCUGUGGUUUGUUUCUUGUUGCUUUUUCUCUGUUUAUGUUUGUUUUUUUUUUUUGUAAUUUUGCAGGUUAAUAAAAUAAAAGUGAAAAAAAAAUGAUGGAUGU